This is a messenger RNA of Cylas formicarius (sweet potato weevil), 2725 nucleotides long. RefSeq lists its product as uncharacterized. NCBI's taxonomy places the organism in Eukaryota, Metazoa, Arthropoda, Insecta, Coleoptera, Brentidae. The transcript is spliced from 9 exons. The record is from RefSeq and is a predicted model, not a curated record. Bases 256 to 2364 code for a protein of 702 amino acids.
UUGUCAUCCCCUCAGUCUGUUUUGAAUCGUAAUGGCGUACGUGUCAUAGUUGUAGCUUGAAGGCAAUCUUUUUUAUGGACGGUUGUUGUUAGUGGUAAGCGGAUUUUGUGCAGGCAAUGCGAUUAUAACAACGCCAAACUGCUCCAAAGUUCUAAGAGCUUCCCGACGAUCUUCCCGGCUUUCCUAUUUACGAGGGUCCGUCCCAAAGUUCUUCCGCGCCGCCGCCGGCGAUGGCGAUCUGAACGACCGCCCCGCAUGACAAACGGACGCGGGGCCGCCGCCGCCAACAUGGCGUCGUUCAUGACCAAGAAGAAGAAGUACAAGUUUCAGGUGGACAUCUGCCUCGAGGAGCUGAUGGAGGUGCCGUUCGUGUCGGCGGUCCUUUUUGCCAAACUGCGCCUGCUCGACGGCGGCAACUUUCAGGACCACAGUAGCAGACAGGAGGUGACGGAUCACAAGGUGCAAUGGGACGCGAACUUUUCGUUUCCGUGCAAAAUGAUGGCGAACGCGUCGACCGGCGUGAUGGAAAAGUGCAUCAUGCGCAUAUCGAUUCGCAAGGAGAGCAAGGGCGGCCGCAGUUUCGCAAAAUUGGGUUUCGUCGACCUCAACCUGGCCGAGUACGCGGGGGCGGGUCUUAUCCACAAAAAGGCCCUCCUCGAGGGGUACGACGCGCGCCAUCGCCAAGACAACAGCAUGCUCAAGUUUCGCAUACAGCUGAACAUGAUAUCCGGAGAUAUCCUGUUCAAGGCCCCGUCGCCGUCGCUGAAACACAAACAGAUAACGAUCGACGAUGCGAUAUCCGACCAACGGUCCGACGAAUUCUCUAGCGGCUCGCUGGCCGGCUCGAUAGCGAGCGGCAGUUCCGGUUUCGGCAGUUUGCCCAAAAAACGGCCCCCUCUCUUGUCCUCCGAAUUGGUAAUCGGCCAAACUUUGCCCGAGUCGUCGUCGAAUCCGACGUCGGCGUCCUCUAUCGCCGACCAACCCUCCGAUCACUCUACCCUAGCGUCCUCUGUCGGCGAGCGGUUGGACGCCGGUCAGGGCGAGCAACAGCAGCAACCGUCAGGAGAAACGGGGCAUUCGCGUAACUCCUCCAACACUAGUCAGCUGUCAAAGGCGUCCGGUUACAGCAGCAUCCAUUCGCACAGCCACAGUCGGCAGAGCAGCAGCGGAGACUCGGCGGGGCACAUCAGGGCCUCCCAGCACUACUCGCUCCGGAAACCGACCUCCAAAUUCCUACGCACUUACACUUACCCCAAGCACCGGGUCAACAUACCCACGACGAUCGUCGCCGAAUCGUCACCCGGCAUCCCCGACGUCUUCCUGACGCCCCAAUCUUGCCCGCCCACCCCUCCCGACUUCUCGCUCGCCAACGGCGAGACGUUUCACACGCCCCGAGGCGAGUUUUUCACCACGAAGGGGGCGGAUGACGAAUUGUUCGAGACGCCCGACUGUUUCGGCAAGCACUUCCAUGCGGCAUUGCAAAAAUCCGCGUCCGCCGUCGGAAUGGGCGUCGACGACGACGACCCGAACCCCAACGACGGGGUGGUGCGGUCCAAGAGCGAGUUCGUCAUCCCCCGCGUGAGCCCCACCCCGCCCCACGACCACCGGUCGUCGUUUUCUAGCCGCAUAUUCAAGUCGAAUAGCGUGUUCUCGUUUCUCACGCCCCGCCCCUAUCGCAAACACGCGCCGGAUCAGGCGACGCGCGCGCGUCGCCACACCCCACCCUCUCCCUCCUCGUCUCUCCCCUUCGCGCCACCGGAGGCGCGGGCGACGUCCCUCAGUAGUUUGAGGUUAGGCAACGACGGUCUCCUCCUCUCGGUGCAGCGGCAGGCGCUUGGCAGGGGGUUGACGCAGUACCACCACCAUCACCGCAAGAUGCUCGGCGCGGCGGCGGGCAAGCUGGCGCCGGUCGCCGCCACCAGCCCCGACGACUCGCAAUCUGUGGUCGAAGUCGCGGCGCCGACGUCGGAGGACCAGCUCAUGGCCCCGCCGGACGGGCAGCAGCGGAGACCCAGCUGCGCCGGAGCGAACCCAAGCGCUGGCAGCUUGGCGGUCAGCGACACGGGCUCGCUCGACAGGGCGAAGGCGGCCUACGAGCGACGGAAAAAGAACCCGAGCGCGUCGGAAGACGCGGGGGGCGGAGUCUCGGGUCGGGUCGAAAUCACCAGGGUCAAUCCCGAGGAUUUCAUCGAGGAACUGCUGAAGAGCACGAACCUUGAGCAGCCCGACGACUCGGCGGAGACGUCGGGGCUGCAGCUUUAUAUUGCUAAAGACGGGACCGCGGCGGUGGGUAGCCACGAGGUCAAGUCACAAAUGUCGACAGGCGUCCAGGGCUUCAAGCAGGUCGUCAUGGACAACAGGUAACCUCCGGUCGGGUAAGGGGCGGAGCCACCGAUGGUCGUCGAACGUCGUACAAUGAGACAAUACGCAGGACCGCGCGUCUCCUCUGGCCACGCACGCGGUUAACACGAAACGCUUCCCGGUAUUAAUUUUGUAAUAAGGGGGUGGGGCGCAGAGCGCCCUCUAGCGGUCGAUGCGGGUGGUCAUCGACGUGGGGCGGAGCCUCCCCCACUCCACAAUAUGCGGCUUUCGUCGCCGGUUAACCUAAGACAAUAUUAUUUCUUGUAAAUUAUUUUACGUAGAAAGGAUAAGGCUAUUUAUUUUGUUAAUAUUGUAUUAUAUUUAUCAUCUAGGAGUGUGGAUCUGUAAAUAUUGCAGAUGAAUA